AUGGCUCAGUAUAACUGUUCCUCUCUGGGUCUGCCUGCCACCACUCCUGACCAGCUGGGUUGGAAUGUGUCCUGGGCCCUAGGCAACGUCAGUGCUGAUGACAUGGACGAUAUGUGCCUGAAUCGGAAUCAGUACCUGGAGAAGUUUCUAGGCUUCCGGAGGUCGCCCGUUUUCCUGCCGGUUUGCAUUACCUUCCUCGUCAUCUUCGCUGUGGGAGUGUCAGGGAACGUGCUCACCUGCGCAGUCAUCAUGCGCUACAAGGUGAUGCGGACGCCAACCAAUUACUACCUGUUCAGUCUGGCCGUGUCCGAUUUAUUAGUCCUACUGCUGGGUAUGCCGUUGGAACUCUACGAGAUGUGGAGCAACUACCCGUUCCUGUUCGGCGCCAGCGGCUGUUACUUCAAAACGUUCCUGUUUGAGACGGUCUGCUUUGCCUCCAUUCUCAAUGUAACGGCACUGAGCGUGGAGCGCUACAUCGCGGUGUUACACCCGCUGAAGGUCAAGCACGUGGCCACGCACACCCAUGCCAAGCGUGUCAUCCUGAUGCUGUGGGUCAUGUCCAUGGUAUGCGCCAUGCCAAACACCAGCCUCCACGGGGUGGCCGUGUUGGGGCCCCGAUUUGGGCGCCAAUUCCCAGAGUCGGCCGUCUGCAUGGUGGUCAAGCCCAUGUGGAUGUACAACCUGAUUAUUCAGGUGACCACGCUGGUCUUCUUCCUGAUCCCUAUGCUCACCAUCACCACGCUGCACCUGCGCAUCGGCCUGCAGCUAAGCAUGGAGAGGGGCAUGCAGGGAGUGGGGACCAGGCAGGGUUUUGGUCCUGACAGCCACUGCAGUGUUCUUAGGCACCAGCAGAGGGCGCGCCACCGACAGGUCACCAAGAUGCUGUGUGAGUUCCUCAUCCACUUUCUCUAUAGUGCCAGAAGGGUAAAGAGGAGUGUCCUGGAUAUGACUGAUUAUAGACUGAUAUCUCUAUUGAAUAGGGAUUUAAAGUUAUUUGCUGAAGUACAAACCGAAAGAUUAGUUCCUAAAGAUGUCCAUUGGUACUUAAACAUUGCUCUUGCUCUCAGAAGAUAAGAUGUUAUGGAAAUGUGACAAAUUAUAGACCGAUAUUUCUUUUGAAUUGGGACUUAAAAUUCUGUGCUGAAGUACAAACCAAAAUAUUAGUUUCUAAACAUGUUCAUUGUCACUUAAACAUGUCUUGCUCUCAAUGUCUGCAAAUGUCUUGUCUUGUCUGUAUGUAUGUCCAUCUAACUGUCUAUGCAGGGGUACUGGUGAUCGUUUUUGGCAUCUGCUGGGCUCCCUUCCACAUUGACCGUCUCAUGUGGAGCUUCAUAAACAACUGGACCGACCACCACCUCCUGGUCUUCCAGUACGUCCACAUCGUCUCCGGGGUCUUCUUCUACCUCAGCUCGGUGGUCAACCCCAUCCUCUACAACCUCAUGUCCACCCGCUUCCGGGAGAUGUUCCAGCAGAUCACGUGUCGCUCCGGCCUCUGUGGCGGCGACGUGCGCUUGCUGACCGUCCGUAGCACCCAACUGACCCUACGUAGUAUCGUCUAUGAGAAGCCGCAACAUAAUGGGACCCCAGAGAGAAUCACCCCAGACAUAGAGGAGCAGAACAUGUACGUAACCCCCCACUGCCAGCAUGUAUAUGGGAAUACAAGCCCUGAUUAG
Messenger RNA from Coregonus sp. 'balchen', 1673 nucleotides. The record is from the annotation of a GenBank genome assembly. Lineage: Eukaryota; Metazoa; Chordata; Actinopteri; Salmoniformes; Salmonidae.